AUGGAAACACCUGUAUCCGCGUUUUACAAGAUUGGAGCGAGUGAUUACUCAUUUCUGUUGGAGAGUGUCGAGGGCGGUGAACACGUCGCUCGGUAUUCGUUUCUCGGCAGUGACCCAUCAAUCCUACUUAGGAGCAGAGGUAACUUGGUCCGGAUUGAUGACCUCCGCACCGGGGAAACGGUUGAACUGGAAACCGAAGACCCGUUGGAGGUCCUUGAAGAGUUGAUGACUCGCUACCAACCCGUUGAGGUCGAGGGAUUGCCGCGGUUUCACGGUGGAGCGGUCGGCUACCUGAACUACGACAUGGUGCGCUUCGUCGAGGAUCUCCCCGAUACCACCGAAGAUGAUCGAGAACUACCCGAUUGCUUUUUCAUGGUUACCGAUACGCUUCUUGUGUUUGACCAUGUGAACCAUCAGAUCAAGGUGGUCGCCAAUGCCCAUAUCAACGGUGACGUCGACCAAGCCUACGAACAUGCCCUUGAUCAGAUCGACGAACUCAUCGCUAAACUCAAACAGCCGUUGUUGACGAAUUAUACCAAUAAGCCAACUUCAAGUCCAAGCAGUGUGCCUGUCACCUCAAACUUUACGAAGGAAGAUUACCAUCAGGUUGUUCUUCGGGCAAAGGAAUAUAUCGCCGCGGGAGACAUCAUUCAGGUUGUGCCGUCGCAACGCUUUAGCGUCCCGAUAUCGGUCGAUACAUUCGAUGCGUAUCGCGCUUUGCGCACCGUGAACCCCUCGCCCUAUAUGUAUUACCUCAAGUUCGAUGAGCUCCAGAUUGCUGGUGCCUCACCUGAGAUGAUGGUGCGUGUUGAGGACGGUAGUUGCGGAGAUGCGCCCAAUCGCAGGCACCCGCCCGCGUGGAGCGACCCCGGCCGAAGAUGA
This is a messenger RNA of Geodia barretti, 882 nucleotides long. Lineage: Eukaryota; Metazoa; Porifera; Demospongiae; Tetractinellida; Geodiidae. The record is from the annotation of a GenBank genome assembly.